CUAUAAAGAUUACUUGUUGUUCAAGAAGAUGAGCUCGUAUGAAGACAAGGCAUAUCAAGCUGCUGCUAUCAUCGGCCAAGACGGGAAAGUUUGGGCCCAGACCUCCAACUUCCCUCAGGUUAAGGUGGAAGAGAGAAUUGAAAUCAUGCGGGAAUUUGAUGAACCCGGGACGCUCACUACGAUGGGACUGUACCUUGGGGGCACCAAGUACGUGGUGAUCGGAGUUGAACCAGGUGAUGUUAUUCGGGCAACCAGGAAGGGGCCUGAAGGUGUAACCAUCAAGAAGACAAGUGCGGCCUUGGUCAUUGGCAUAUAUUACAACCCUGGGAUUCUUAAUUCGUGCAACGCUAUUGUUGAGAUGGUGGGCGAGGACCUAAUCAAGCAGGGUUAUUAGGCACGUCAUGAUCGCAUCAUUCCUUAGUAGACGGAUUCUUUUCAUUCUCUCGAUGCAUGUAGCUUGAUCAGACAGGAAUUGCUGGAGUUGAUGCAGUUUUUCAUUGGACGCCAUGGAAAUCUCAAGUGCAAGAAAGGUUGUUUGGUUUCUAAAUGAACUUAGACACUUGCCGUUUCUUUAUUUCUUUUAUGGAACUUUUGCCGGGGAAGCUGGUGUUCUGCUCUGAGAAGCUAUUUGACAUCUUAUCAAAAUAUUUAAUCUGCAAAUGCUGAUUCAAAUCCCUUCUAGUGAAGGUCGAAGGCGUUUAUGGUGACUGGUGAUUGACUGGACGAGUUUUCGUCGGAUCAUGAAAAUGCUUUCCUUGUUUUCAUCUCAGCUUUGUUUCAA
Molecule: messenger RNA, 781 nt
Organism: Rhodamnia argentea
Lineage: Eukaryota; Viridiplantae; Streptophyta; Magnoliopsida; Myrtales; Myrtaceae
Product: profilin-2-like
Exons: 3
Coding region: 29-394 (121 amino acids)
Cellular component (GO): cell cortex
Molecular function (GO): actin monomer binding
Source: RefSeq, a predicted model, not a curated record